CUGUCCCCUUGGCCUAUAGCUAAAACAAAAUCGUUCAACAAUGAAAAUAUUUGGAAUAGUUUUUCUCUACUUCUAUCUAUGUCAGUCAGGCCCAGCGGACGAGCAAACGCAGCGAGUUAGGACCGGGCAGGUGGGAAGGAGCGUCUUGUUACCAUGCCUCGAAGGUCCAGUGCUCACACCGCCGUUAGUGACCAUCUGGAGAAAGUACGAAAUGAUAGUGGUCACGCACAAUCACUCUCAGCCGGUCAGCACGGGGCAUUUUUCCGUGCUGAACGAUGGAAGCUUAAAAAUCAAUGGCCUGAUGACUAUUGACCAGGGCGUAUAUCGGUGUGAAACCCAGCCAGACAGUGGUCCUGCUUAUGGGAGUAUUCUGCUACAGAUUGCUGGUGGGCUGGACGCUGUGGAAAUGGACAUCAAACCAGCAAAAUCCUUACCCAAUGGAACACUGUUCAUACACAAAGGCACCAAUGUUUCUUUUAACUGUUCAAGCAAGUCUUACCCCUCGCAGAGCCUUACAUGGACGUUUGAAGAUUUAAUUAAUAAAGAUGACAGGAUAGCAUUUGGAAAUGGGUCAUCACUGCACUUCAUGAUCUCCAACCUUCAGCCAAGUCAACAAGGGAACUACACCUGCAGAGCCCAGAACAGCCUCUCCAACAGUACAGCAAUGAAGAGACAGGAACUACUAGUCUACUAUUCUCCAGAGACACACCCAGACUGCAGUUGGGCCCUGAUCAGUCAGCCUAACCUGGUCCACUUCAACUGCAGCUGGUAUGGGGGCUAUCCUGCCCCCAAGCUCCAGGUGUUCCUGGGCCAUAGAACAGAUGGAAUGCGCACAAUCACCUCCUUAGAGGACACGGAGAAUUUAGAGGUGACCCUAAACAGGACCAUGCUGUAUGAGGGACAGAAGAUAAAAUGUGUGGCACAACACAUUGUACAAAGGUCCAGUGAAGAGAAAUCCUGCUCCUUCACACUCACGGCCCCUUACCCAGAGGGAGAUCCUCUGGUGGCUGCUCUGGAGGGCAGUAAUAUCACAUUAAAAUGCUCCGAGGCCAGCUCUCUCCCUCCUGCUGUGACUGUAUGGCAGCGAGGGGAGAUUCACGAGUCCAUAGUCCCCAGCUCUAAGUAUAUCCUGGCUGGAAGAGGUCCUUUGUACACCCUCACCAUAGUCAAUGUGACGAAGGAGGAUGAAGGAUUAUAUUUCUGCUGGAGUGAAAACGCUCUGACUGCGAAGGAGCUGGAGGUCUUCCUCACUGUCAGAUCCUCUGCAGAUAAUUCUGGGGCAGUGGUCGGCGUCUUCAUCUCCGUUUUGAUUGUGGUGGCUGGGAUAACUUUGGGCUUGCUGGCAUACUCCCACCGAGACAGAAUAUGUCUGGGUUUUCGAUUUGGUCGUUUAGAAGAGGACAGGACAGACGUCAUGAGUCUUGUCGAGUCAGACGAAGAAGAGGUUUUUGACGAAACCAUUCCCAGACUCCCUCCUCUAAGUAACGGCCAGGUUCCUAUACCCGCAACUACACUCGUAGAAAUUCACCAGAUCCAGUCCAGUGAUCAUGAAGAUAAUGUGAAUGACACAGACCAAGCAGACGAAUACCAGAUACCACCAGAGUAAGGGGGUGGCUCAGUGGACAUUAGUGAUUGUACAGAACCUUUUUUUAGGGAUCCAAUGUGAUGGCUUUUUUAAAGUUCAGGGAAUAUACAUUGAAGUUUUAACUAAUACUGUGCUUGCAUGUGUGUCUUUUAUA
Molecule: messenger RNA, 1739 nt
Organism: Electrophorus electricus (electric eel)
Lineage: Eukaryota; Metazoa; Chordata; Actinopteri; Gymnotiformes; Gymnotidae
Gene: vsig10
Product: V-set and immunoglobulin domain containing 10
Biological process (GO): synapse assembly; dendrite self-avoidance; homophilic cell-cell adhesion
Cellular component (GO): axon; cell-cell junction; plasma membrane
Molecular function (GO): cell-cell adhesion mediator activity
Source: RefSeq, a predicted model, not a curated record